Molecule: messenger RNA, 1278 nt
Organism: Entrophospora sp. SA101
Lineage: Eukaryota; Fungi; Glomeromycota; Glomeromycetes; Entrophosporales; Entrophosporaceae
Source: the annotation of a GenBank genome assembly
AAGAAGAAAAAAAAAGGAGAAGAUCGUAUACUAAGUACUAAUAGUAGUAAUAGUAAUAGUGGUAAUGAAGAUUUAAGGUUACGAGAAUGUUUUUCAGAUGAUAAUGGGAGGACUUCAUCUAGAUAUAGAGAUAAUUGUUUAAAGUUGAAUAAAUUGAGCCAUUUGGAAGUUAUUACAGGGACUGGGCUCAAACGUAAGAACGAUGAAGAUAUAAAUAUUAAUACAAAAGCACUUUUCAAGAGAAUAAAAGAUUCAGACCCUCCAAGUGAACUUGCAAAACCAAAAGAAUGGAUAAAGGAACAAAACAGUGGCUCUAUUUAUUUCAAUCAUCGCCCAGCUAAUAUCUCUGGGAAUCCUGUCAUUCUUCAGCAUCCUAUCUUCGGAAUCUUCCUUGAGGACUGUGAAACCAUAACACCAAAUGAUGUUGACUGCGCCUUUGUCCUAGAAGCAACUGAAUCUAUGUCAAAUGUAUUUACUAAUGAAAAUGAAAGAAGAGAUGCAUUCAAGAUACUAUAUCGAAAACAUUACAAGAUGGCUCUUCCUUUGGAAAAAAUGGAAUGCCCAUAUGUUGGUAUUGCAGCCAUCAUAUUUUCUGGUGACAAAUUUCUAUGUGAUCCUCUAACACCACUUCUUCCACUUUUCUACCUUCACCACUAUCAAAAAUUUAUGGAUCACUUAGCUCAGACAUUCUGUGCUUUUAAAAAAGCAUUAGAUGCAUUGGAUUAUUAUUACAUGGAUCCCCCUAAAAUUCUUCCUUCACAAUUGGAGUUCCCAUACAUUAACUCAUUCACCCAUAUUUCAAAUAGAACAAGUAUUCAAUUUUGUUACCUCAAACAACUCUACAAAGACAAAUUACUGUUUCUUGUUGAGCAGAAAAGCAAUAACAAUGUGCCAAAACAAUUACUUGUAAAGUUUACAGAACAAUAUGUGAUAGAUGUGCACAAGGCCUGUGUAGAUUUAGAUGAUAAUUAUGAACAUUUGUCUCUACAUGUACCUACAGAAGUAAAAAGUGCCUUUAAAGAAGCUGUUGGAAAGAUGCAUGGUGCAGGAUUUUUACAUGGUGAUUUGAGAGAUCUAAACAUCCACUAUCAAACAAAAAAGAAAGACGAUAAUGAUGGUGUUCAGGUAGACAUUAAAAUUGUUGAUUAUGAUUGGGCUGGUAGGAUUGAUCACCCAACAACAAUAUAUCCCUCAUAUCUUAAUCCCAAAAUUACAAGGCAUUAUGAUGCCCACUCUGGGUGUCAGAUUAAACAGGACCAUGAUGACUAUAUGUUGUAG